AUGAACACACAUGCGGAGCAUCAUACAAGUUCUGAAACGAAGAAUUCACAAGUAUCUUGUAAGACUUCCAAAGGAGAAGGAGGUGGAUGGAUAGCUACGGGAACAAUUAUAGACCAGAAUGGAAACAAACAGUUUGUUGAAGACCGAAGAGAUGAUUUAUCUGAGUGUUCUCUUGAAGCCGGGAAGAGUAUUAGCGCUAAUAUAUGCACUUGGGAAAAUUUGAAGUCUGACAGACCUUCCAAGGAAGUGAGUGGUAGAGAUGUUACCAUUAUUCUUCUGAAAAAGGAAAUAGAAGCUGCCCUUGAUAGCUUAAAAGAGGUACAGGCUGAGAUGGACAAACUACGUGAAGAGAACAAAGCGAUGUGCAAGUCCGAGCAACAGAGUCAGGAAAGCAUGAAAUAUCUCAUAACUCAGGUCCUUAAUCUGCAAUCAACCAUGAAUAACUUAGAAAGGCAAUCAAAAGUGAAGUUGGAAGCUCACAAUCAUAGACUGGAAGCAUUUCAACGGAUUUUGCAGGAAGCUGGCUCUCACUGGUGCCAAACAAAAGAGCUAAUGGAAAUAGAAUUUGAUGAUGCAAAGUUAGUUGCAGAUCAGAAAACUGCUGAGGUCUCUUGCAUUCUUCCUAAGUUCGAAGAGGCUCAGGAUAUCAUAAAGGAAGCAGAUAUUAUGAUCAAUGAACUGAUGAUAUCAAAUGAAACAAUGAAGCUUGAAAUAAAAAGGCUGAAGAAAAUGGAAGCCUCAGUAACGAGUGACAGGGAUAUGUUACUAAAUGAGGUUCAAAGCUUGCAGUCCCAUCAAUCAUCUGAGCAAUCAACAAUUUGCAGAAGUGAAGAGUUGCUUGCCUCAGAUAUAAAGGAAACAAAGGCUCUGGUUGUAGAGCUGGAGGGCAUGCUUGCAGAGGUCCAGGCUAAUUACAACGAAAAUUUCAUGCUUUUAGCCUCUGAUUUCCGCAGUGUGAAGUCUCUGCUUUCAGACUCCUCAAAGUUGGUUCGUUCAUCACUUGAGGACAUCUGGUCUGAGAUAAUUGUGAAGGAUUGUGCUGUUUCAGUUCUACACCUUUGUCACAUGGGACUUUUGCUGGAAACAGUGACUGGGCUGAAUGCAGAGAACGGUCUGCUUCAACGUGGACUUUGUGAAUCAAGUUCUUGUAUAGCUGAUCUGAGGCAACACAACAUUAGGUCAAAAAGAGAGCUCGAGUUGUGUCAGAUUCUAAAGGGGAAAUUACUGACCGACAUUAAGAACAGUUUUGAUCACAUCACAAGGAGAGAAGAGGAAGCAGGGAAGCUUAAUAUGAAGCUCAACACUUUCGAGGAACAGAUAUCAGAACUUAAGUUUCAAGAGGAGUUAAUGCUGCAAAGGUCUAAUUAUAUGGGAUCUCAGCUUGCUAUUCUAAUGAAAGAGUUCGAUUUGAGCAACUCAAAUUUUGGUGCAUCCCUUCUGGAUCAAGAGAAAUUUCUGAAAGAUAAAGAGGAGGCACUUGAAUCUCAAGCGGAGUGUUUCAUGAUAGAUUGGUGUGUGAAAGACUUUGAGUCACUUAUCUUGACAUCAGAAUUAGAAGAGAUGGCUAUGCACAAAGUUGAUAUGGAGAGAGAGCAUAUCACUUGUUGUGUGAUGCUUGAAGAUUUGAAGAAAGAAUUAAUUCUUUCAAAGGUUGAUGCACUGUUGAAAGAACAGUCCUUUCUCGAUGAAGAAGUUGAGUUUGCACAUCUGCAAAAGGAAGCCCAAAAGGAGAGGCAGGAUUGUUGUCACAGCUGA
Messenger RNA from Prunus armeniaca (apricot), 1755 nucleotides. The record is from the annotation of a GenBank genome assembly. Lineage: Eukaryota; Viridiplantae; Streptophyta; Magnoliopsida; Rosales; Rosaceae.